GCCGUGUGGCGUCGUCUCACUCAACGCGCGCGUUUCUUUCCACCUGUCUAAAACGUGAUGUAAGUCAAAACAUUCGGAUUUCAGGGGCUUUGCGAGAUGUCCGAAAGCACCGACGACGAUCCAUCGAUCUCAGCAUCAUCGUUCGGAAAUGCGAACAAGCAGCUUAGCCCCUCUGCUGCGGCAAGCCAGUCAACGGAGCGUCGAAGUCGCUCACCGUCCUCUCCGAUCCGCUCGUCGUCAUUCGGUGCUUCGCCCAUUCAGCGUGGUGGUGGGAACACAUCGGCUGGAGAUGUGUUUGACGACGCCGAUCCCUGCGAGAAGGACGUGUUUGGUGUUUCCUCUCGGGAUAGCCGCCUGCCGCCGGCUGAGAAGCAGCGAAGAAUCCAUGGAACCAGAGUGACUGCGACACCCGAGGAGAUCAGCAAGCUGAGCGCGUUGUUGUGCAACCAGAUGCCUGCUGAGCUGAACAACCGUGAGGUGCUGAGUCAGCACUUUUCCCAGUUUGGCCGGCUGGAGCAUGUUAGCUGUGACCUCAAGCGCAAGUUUGCCACCAUUUAUUUCAGUGACCACCAUUCUGCUGCCUUGGCAAAGAAAAGAGGGACGACCAUCAGCAAGCAGUUUCCCCCAGUUCAAAUCUUCUGGUGUGCAAAGAAAUGGCCUUCUGGUGGCACGUCGCAGAACACAGCCAGCCCAACCACAGAAGCCCCCAAGCCGCGUGUUUCGAAGAGGAGUGCAUCGCGACGUGGCCACUCCCAGCCGGAACCCAACCAAACCGCAGCCCCGCUCGUCAAAGCUAAGGAGACUCUGGUUGAGGUCAAAACGCAAGCAGAGGAAUCCCUGUCAGCGCUACUCAGGCAGUCUGCACACAGCGUGGGAGAGCGUUAUCGAGUACUCGAUGCACGAGACAAGAUCAUCCGGCUGCGACUGGAGAAACAGAGUGACCUUGCCACUGCCCGUGCCACCAGGGGUGCCUGUCCUGAUAUGUGCCCCGAGAAGGAACGCUACUCUCGCACCGACAAGAAGUGCCUCAGCUCUUUCGAGAUGCUGCCUGGCAGCGAUGGUGUGAUGGACCACACUCGCAUGGUCAAGGAGUACAGCCGUUCCUCUGCUGACCAGGAAGAGCCCCUGGCCCACGAGCUGCGGCCACCGCACGUGCUGCGACACACCAUGGACUACCUUCUGGUGCACCUGAUGGAUUCGCCGCAACCGGUGGGCGAGUGGUACGACUUCAUCUGGAACCGGACGCGCGCUAUCCGGAAGGACAUCACACAGCAGCACCUGUGCGACCAGGCGUGUGUUGCUCUGGUGGAGCAGUGUGCGCGCUUUCAUAUCCACUGUGCCGCGGCUCUGUGCGAGCAGGACAUGUCAACCUUUGACCCCAAGAUCAACAAUGAGAACCUGGUCAAGUGCCUACAAACUUUGAAGCAUUUCUACUACGACCUGUCGCUGCGAGGAUCGCGCUGUCCGAACGAGCCGGAGUUCAGGGCCUACGAUGUGCUCUUGCACCUAAACGAAGGAGACACCAUUAGGCAGGUGCAGAAGCUGCCUGCCCAGGUGCGCUGGUCAGCCGAGGUGAAGCGUGCGGUCGCGGCCUUUGCUGCGCUCAACAGCAACAACUAUGUGCGCUUCUUCCGGGUUGCCGCCCAGGCACCCUACUUGGCCGCCUGCCUGCUGCACCGAUAUUUUGGACAGGUGCGCGUGCGUGCCCUCCAGACCUUUUUCAAGGCUUUCUGCCUGCCCAAUCACAGUGAGGAGUUCUCGCUGGAUCUGCUUAGACGGCAGCUGGGCUUUGACUCGACCUCCGAGGUGGAACUGUUCGCAUUGAACCUGGGGCUGCGUACCAGUGGGCAGGCACUGGUGCUGGACCGUGCCUCCCCUCCGGAGCUGCUUGGUGCCCUGCGGGUGGGACGCUCCCAGGUGCUGGUCGAGUCCAAGCGCACAACAUCAGUAGGCGAGCACACGACUACCAACUCGUCUGCACCCUACUCUGCAGACCACGCAGCUGCUGCAGCCGGUAAUGUGCUGCCGCAAGCAACGCUACCAGCACACAUUAUCUGCAUGGACCGUACUCCCCAUCAAGGCUCCCUCCAGAAGCAACAUGGACGCUGGGCUGAGUGUGCAGUGAAAGAGGAAGAGCCAGAAUUGGAGCCAGAGGAGAAAGAGCAGCCAGCUAUGUGCCCGGAUGAGGUGGUGGAAGAUGCAUUACACGUGCUGCUUGAGGACAUGGUGCAGCAGGAGCUGCAGGUCAUUGGCGAAGAGUGUGCGCUUGGUGAAGUGGCCGAGCUGACAGCCACAUCCCUGCUGGAAGAAGAGACACGGCAGCUCUCCAUGGCAGCCUGCACGGAAGAGUUCCUUCACGCGGAAGAACAACGCUUGCAGGAGAAGCUUCUUGCCAAGAGGAGGACACGGGAAGAUGAGCAAAAGGCACAGGAGCACCUGAUUGAGGACAUCCUUCAUGAGGGGCUCCAGAGAGAGAUGGACGACAUUUGCAGGGAGAGGAACUGGUGGUGCACUACCUUCCGGCUGAGCUGGACCAGUUCAAUGCAUGGGACACUUGGGUCGACAUCACCCUUGGCACCACGGGGGAGAGCCAAGCACCUGUUGCUGGAAGAGGGAACACUGAGCACAUGGGCCAACUCGAGCAUGUGGUUGCAUGGCAGCACAGCCCGUCAGCCUCCCUUACCUCCCCGCCGAAAGUUAUGCUGCCCACUCCCAGCAAUGUCUCUAAGCCUGAGCAGGAGAACAACAAAGCACCAGUUGGUGACAAAGUGGACUCUGAGUGCAUGCGCCAGCUCGAGCUGAUGAUUGCACGCCAGAAGAGUCUCUCAGCAUCCUUUACCUCCCAGCUGGAAAGUAUGCUGACCACUCCCACCGAUGUCGCCAUGCCUGAGCAGGAGGACAGAAAAAUGAAUGAUACACCUUGCCAGAGGCCAACUUCCACCCAGAGUAUUGAAGAUAUGCUUGCCAUGCUGGAAACAAAAGUUCAAGAUAGCCGGAAGACAUCAGCAAUGUUCACAAACUUUAUUACAACAGUUUUAGAAUCGUGAAGCAAAAUAAAUAUAUGUUCUAUUCA
Molecule: messenger RNA, 3073 nt
Organism: Rhipicephalus microplus (southern cattle tick)
Lineage: Eukaryota; Metazoa; Arthropoda; Arachnida; Ixodida; Ixodidae
Gene: xmas
Product: RRM_XMAS2 and SAC3_GANP domain-containing protein xmas
Biological process (GO): mRNA export from nucleus
Cellular component (GO): cytoplasm; transcription export complex 2; nucleus
Molecular function (GO): nucleic acid binding
Source: RefSeq, a predicted model, not a curated record